Messenger RNA from Paramisgurnus dabryanus, 1968 nucleotides. NCBI's taxonomy places the organism in Eukaryota, Metazoa, Chordata, Actinopteri, Cypriniformes, Cobitidae. The record is from RefSeq and is a predicted model, not a curated record.
AUGAGGAUUUGCUUAAAUAAAACAGCAAGUGCUGCGGGUGUCAAGAGCAUUGAGAUUCCACAGUCUCUGCAUCUGCAGGACAUCCAAGAUCAAUACGACGGCAGCCAUGCUUAUCACACAAACAACACCUUUAAACAGGAAAUCUUCACAGGAAAAAAUAGCACUGUGAAGAAAGUAAAUGUGGAUCUGGCAAAGUGUCCCUCAGAAAUGGGUGACCUCAGAUCUCCUGAGUUCAGCAGACAGGAGAGCACCAGACAUCUGCAUUGCAAAUCUGUGGCAGAGCUCUCCUCUCUUCGUUAUGCAUUGGACAAGUGGAGAUUUAAGUUGCCCUGGCAGAAGGUAACCAUUGAGGGCCUAAAAAGAGCUCUCAUUGAUCCUAAUUAUCUCAUGCGGCUGGAAGCCCUCAUAACUUGUGCAUCAGGAGCGGUUAAUGGACUACAGCAUUAUCUUGAUCCAGGGAAAGGAGCUCAAUGUGAUGGAUGGAAAGUACAGACAGUACCUCAGGAACUGCAGGAUCUCAUUGUCUCGGCUCUUAAUGACCCGGUGAGGAGAGUUCAGAUGGCUGCUGCAGUGUGCCAGUAUGUCAUGAGGACACCUAACUCACGAGCCAAAGACAUACUGACGUGCACAUUAAAACAAGACUUUACAGGCACAGGUGCUGACAGCUGGAUGGCGGCACAAUGCCUGGCAAUUGAUGGUGAUACAAGUCAAAGUGUCAUACAGAGACUUUUGUCCCAACACUUUCUCUGCGAUUCUCCUUCGGAUCAGAAGCAGUCCUUGGUUUUGCUCUCCAGCAUUAGCAGGAAAACUACAUUAGUGCGUUCUCUUCUGGCUGAAGAAUUAAGCAACGCUAAUUGGAGAAUUCGAUUUCAGGCCUGUAAUAGCAUUGCACUGCUCAGAGGUCCAAUCAAUAAGGACCUUUGCAACAAACUGAUUCACAUGAUGUGGAAUGACUGGAGCUGUGAUGUUCGUAAGGCUGCAGCUCAGGCUUUGAGUAAACUGGACAGGGAUCUGCACAUUGAGCUGAGUGUGAAGCUCAAGCGGGGUCCAAAUGCUCAGCGAUUGGAAGCACUGAUGUUCAUUGGUCAGCUUAAUAUAAUGACACCCAAGCUACUGCCUACUUUCCUGCAGUGCUUUAAUGAUGACUUUGUGGCUGUGCGCAAACAGGCCUGCUUGACUGCGGCAUCUCUGAUAAUUAAAGACCAGACGGUCCUGGAUCAGUUAAUUAACUUGAUGCAGAAUGAUCCAUUAUGGGAAGUGAAAGUGGAAGCGAUGAAUGCUUUAGGAAGAAUAGGUUGCAUAACCCCAGGUCUGCAGGAGUUGCUGAUGUGGGCUCUGCAUCUUGAGGAGGAGCCCAGUGUACGCAUAGCUGCCUGUGAAGCCCUGAGCUCUUUAGAAGCAAAGGGCCCAGAAUUACAACGUUUUCUACAAGAGCGAUAUUCACUGGAAUCCAACACUGAGGUUCAAAGGCACAUCGAAGGACUACUAGAAAAAUAUGGAUACAGUCUGGAAGGAGAAGAAAGCACAAUUCAAGAGAUCAAACAACAGGUGGAGCUGUUGUGUUCAAAACACACAAUUUCAAUGAAAGUGCUUGUAGUGGAAGAGAUGGAAAAGCAGCGACAGCAGAUAUCACUGUGCUGAAUUUACCGUUACAGAAAACGUAAAGGCCAUUAAAGGAACGAUGAACCAAAUGUUUUGAGUUGUUUUACUCAAAAACAUCCAGUCACUCUUUUUUCAUUUAGUUUACAGUUGUCAGGCAGGCUAAUAAUGUUCAAAAAUAAAACUAGGAUCCAACCACGACUCUAACCUACUUUCCUUAAGAUGCUUUUUAAGAGUAUGGUUUAAUUUGGAUAGUUAUGUCUGUUCUUUUUGUCAAAAUGAUUUAGAAACUCAAUAACAUGUUUACUACAGCUACACUAUAUUGUUAAGCAAUAGGAUAGAUUAUAAUAUGAUUGGUUGGAUAAACAU